AUGAAGUAUCAGGCUGUCGCUUUCGCCACUUCAACCAUUCUGGCUCUCGCUGAGGCCGGACCCUACCACCGCCAUCACUUUCAUGUUCGCCGCGUCACCAAGCGUGAGGUUCCCCAGGAACACUCUCACGAGGUUUUCCUGAACAUUACCCGAGAGUUCCUCAACAAGAAUAACCCCAAGGGCAUUGCCGACCCCGUUUUUGGUUUACUUGGUGAUGGCGCCGCUGCAAAGGGUGCCGGCCAGGUCACCAACCUGGCCUGUCUGCACCAGGAAACCGCCGACCAGGCCUUUACCAACGCCAAAGAAGCCAAGGACAUCCGCGGAAUGUCUGCUGCCCUCGUCUACCAGAGCCUUGAGCGCAACACUGCCGGCGUUGGUGUGGCUAGCGCUGCCUGCACUGACAAGGCCGUAAACCCGGAGAUCGCCGCUAUCAAGCAGCAUCAGGAUCCUGCUGCCGACAACGCGGCGGCCGACAACAAGGCCGUCACUCUCGAGCUUGCCAAGCAGCUGGCUUCCAUCGGAGGUGACCCUAUGCUUGCGCUCGAAAGCGGCACUUUUGCCCCCGGUGAAAAGACCGACACCACUUUCAGGGGCAACGCGUGCGACGAGCAGAACGACCCCACCGGUUGCAUCUUUACUCAGAAGAAGCUCGUUCUCGACGCCACCCCCGAUGAAAUCAACGCCGCUGUUGCCGGUAUCACUCCUACCAUCACUGGCGGCACUGGCGAGCUGAAGGCGACCCACAUUGACUUCAACGGUCUCGCAGUUGCCGGCCAAGCCGGAGGUGCUUCUGGGGGUGCUUCUGGGGGUGCUUCCGGUGGUGCUUCCGGAGGUGCCUCUGGAGCUUCCAACUCUACUACUGGUACUGGAUCUGGAGCCGGAAACAACAACGGCAACAAGAGUGGUAACAAGAAAUCGGCCUGCGUUGCUCGUUCAACCCCCAACACCCAGGCCAACAACUCGACAGGCAAUGCUGGCGGGAACAACGGCAACAACAACAAUGGCAACAAGGACAACAACGGAAACAACAACAACAACAACGGCAACGGUAACGCCAACGAGGACAACGGCAACACCGGCGGCGGCCAAAACAUCCAGACCUUCACCGGCUCUCUUGGCGGCACCGCUCCCCCAGUCAUCCAGGGAACCGGCGACCGCCCCUUCAGCGUCAACGGCAACACCUUCACCGGCAAGGGUGCCGCCCUCGGCCGAUCCUGCGACAUCCAGAAGAACAAGUGCGCCACCGCCAUCAACAGCGGCCAGCUCGACGGCGAGGUUUCCCAGUGUGACGAGCAGGCCUCCCAAUGCCGCGCCCAAGCCAACCUCCGCAAGCGUUCCGUCAAGCGCCAGGCCGCCGACUUUGGCUCCUGUAGCGACCCCACCAUUGCCUUCAGCAACAACCUCCCUGAUCGCCAGUCCGCCGGCUUCAUCGCCAACAACAGGAACGACUUCAACCACGGCUCCGCCCAGAAGAUUGGCAUCAUCGCCGGCUUCAUCUGCCAGCGCCUCCAGGACAGCUGCAAGGCCCCGGCGGCUACCAUUGACAACUGCAAGAGCGCCCAGACCGCUGCCACCGCCGCCACGCAGGACCAGGCUGCUGCUGACGCCUUCAACAGCAAGCUUGUCGGCGGCUCUUCUGGCGGAAACGUCACUGCCCGCGCUGCAUAA
Messenger RNA from Colletotrichum truncatum, 1668 nucleotides. RefSeq lists its product as uncharacterized. The record is from RefSeq and is a predicted model, not a curated record. NCBI's taxonomy places the organism in Eukaryota, Fungi, Ascomycota, Sordariomycetes, Glomerellales, Glomerellaceae.